AUGAUGAAUACCACAGGGCUGUCUGUCCGUCUGUCCAAGCGGGCUGCUCUCCCCGCAUUCCGCGGUCAGAGACACUUUAGCUCCUCACGCCUGUCUCUGCGGGAGAUCCAAGAGGCAUAUAUUCUCAGUGCCGCCCGGACGCCCACGGCCAAGUUCAAUGGUUCUUUUGCCUCGGUUUCGGCUCCACAGCUCGGCGCCGUCGCCAUCAAGUCAGCCCUAAGCAAGAGUAAUGUCCCUGUUGAUAAGGUGACUGAUGUUUAUAUGGGAAAUGUUCUACAGGGGUCGGUCGGCCAAGCUCCCGCUCGCCAGGCGUCCAUUUUCGCUGGAUUGCCUUCCACCGUUGAGGCCAUGACGGUGAACAAAGUGUGUGCGUCCGGUCUGAAAGCCGUUGCAUUGGCCGCGCAGAAUAUCCAACUGGGCCUGGCUGAGGCACAGGUCGCUGGCGGUAUGGAGAACAUGACCCGCGUGCCUUACUACAUGCCACGGUCGAGUCAGCUGCCCCCGUUUGGCGAGAUCAAAUUGGAGGAUGGCCUCAUCAAGGAUGGUCUCUGGGACGUUUACAACCAGUUCCAUAUGGGUAUCUGCGCCGAGCAGACGGCGAAGAAGUACGAGGUCUCGCGAGAAGAUCAGGACCAGUACGCCAUCCGCUCUUAUGAGCGUGCUCAGGCGGCCUGGAACGAGAACAAAUUCGCAGACGAGAUUGCCCCCGUCACCGUCAAGGGCAAAAAGGGCGACACGGUCAUCGAGCGCGAUGAAGGAUUUGAGAACUUGCGCGCCGACAAGCUGACCACGCUGAAACCCGCCUUCCUACGAGAUGGCACCGGUACCGUCACCGCAGGCAAUGCGUCUACCAUGAAUGACGGCGCAUCGGCGCUGGUCCUCGCCAACAAAGAAAUUGCGAGAGAGUUCGGUACAGGUGGCCGUGCUCUAGCUCGCAUUGUGUCAUCCGCUGAUGCGGCCAUUGAUCCUGUUGACUUCCCCGUGGCCCCUGCCAAGGCUGUGCCCAUCGCUUUGGAGCGUGCCGGCAUCACCAAGGAUCAAGUCGCUGUCUGGGAGUUUAACGAGGCCUUCGCAGCUGUCAUCAAAGCCAAUGAAAAGAUUCUUGGUCUCCAGGACGCCAAGGUCAACAUGCUUGGUGGUGCCAUUUCCCUUGGCCACGCCCUUGGUAGCUCUGGCUCUCGUAUCCUCGUCACUCUACUUCACCAACUGCAGCCCGGCGAGUACGGCGUGGCUGCCAUCUGCAACGGUGGUGGUGCAGCGAGCGCUAUGGUUGUACAGAAGUUAGACCGCGUGGAGUAA
Molecule: messenger RNA, 1299 nt
Organism: Penicillium argentinense
Lineage: Eukaryota; Fungi; Ascomycota; Eurotiomycetes; Eurotiales; Aspergillaceae
Product: thiolase family protein
Exons: 3
Coding region: 1-1299 (432 amino acids)
Biological process (GO): fatty acid beta-oxidation
Molecular function (GO): acetyl-CoA C-acetyltransferase activity
Source: RefSeq, a predicted model, not a curated record